AUGGCUGAAUAUGCCGAGGAUCCAUUUCAAAUGGAUGAAGAGUUGCCGGUUUAUAAUGAGAGCACCUUGGUAACUCCGACAGAUCGUACACCGAAUGACGGUGAAAAUAAGGAUAACCAAGACAAGAGUAAGAAAAUGUUGAUUACCCCAAGGUAUACUGAUCCAAACAUAGUUAUUGACUCCAACAUAAUGCAGCAAGAUGAUGAGUUAAUACGAUCGAAGUUGAACGAAUUCAAAAUGGCACAAGAUGAUUCAACUACUUUAGUAUCGCCGGCACCAACUGAAAACGAAGAAAAAGAAGAAGAAGUAGCUUAUGAAGAAGAUUUAGAUGAUAAAUUUGAUGAGAAUCAAAAAACCAAAAUGGAGGAAGAUUAUAAAAAGUAUCAAGAAUCGUUGAGGAAACCAAGACUUUCAAUUAAUAAGGAUAUUAUACUAACACCACCAGAGAAUUUUGCUCCAGUUAUUAAUCAAAUUUAUCGAUCAUCAUUCCCACAACCUACAAAUUUUGCAUUUUUAACUAAAUUAAAAUUAAAAUCAGUUCUUUGUCUUAUUCCAGAAGAGUAUCCUGAAAUUCAUACUAAUUUCUUCCAAAAUGAAGGAAUCAAAUUAUUUCAGUUGGGCAUGUCAGGGAAUAAAGAGCCAUUUGUUAAAAUUCCUCAUGAUUUGAUCACAGAGGCAAUAAAAAUUGUAUUAGAUCCUAAAAACCAGCCAAUACUCAUUCAUUGCAAUCGAGGGAAACAUAGAACCGGUUGUUUGGUUGGAGUAUUAAGAAGAUUACAAAAAUGGUCAUUAACAAUAAUUUUUGAUGAAUAUAGAAAAUUUGCAGCUCCAAAGGAAAGACCAAUGGAUCAGCAAUUUAUAGAAUUAUAUGAUGAAACUGAACUACUAAAUUAUGCAGAAGAAAAUCAAUUAUUACCAUUAAAAUGGAAUUAUUAA
Hyphopichia burtonii NRRL Y-1933 is the source of this 936-nucleotide messenger RNA. It is a transcript of the gene SIW14, whose product is annotated as putative tyrosine protein phosphatase. Gene Ontology annotation, cellular component: cytoplasm. The transcript has a single exon. Gene Ontology annotation, molecular function: phosphatase activity; inositol diphosphate tetrakisphosphate diphosphatase activity. NCBI's taxonomy places the organism in Eukaryota, Fungi, Ascomycota, Pichiomycetes, Serinales, Debaryomycetaceae. Gene Ontology annotation, biological process: protein dephosphorylation. Bases 1 to 936 code for a protein of 311 amino acids. The record is from RefSeq and is a predicted model, not a curated record.